Messenger RNA from Coturnix japonica (Japanese quail), 784 nucleotides. The record is from RefSeq and is a predicted model, not a curated record. NCBI's taxonomy places the organism in Eukaryota, Metazoa, Chordata, Aves, Galliformes, Phasianidae.
CGGUGGGCGCGGAACGUGGAGUCGCGGAUACGGACGGUGACGUCGCAGAAGUGACCGCCCAGACGUUGGACGUUGAGGGUCUCUAAGAGAGAGCGGCUGAAGUUGUGAAGUGUCUUCUUGAAGCCCCCCCCCCCCCACACUUUGCAUUGUGAUGGAUGAGGGGACCCUCAGGCUGGCACAGGCCAAGCGAAGGAUGGAGCUGGAGGCGGAGCUUCGUGAGCUCAGCAACCAGGUCGCCGCUUUGGGGCGGAGCUUGGAGCAGGAAAGGGGGCGUGUCCUGUUGGAGGGCGGGGCCUUGAGGGCCAUGGAGAUGGCGGUGGGCGGAGCCAAAGCCAGAGUGGGCGGAGCCUGCAGGGCCCGGGAUCGAGCAUGGGAGCGGCUGAGACAGCAACAGGAGGCUGGGAGAGAUUUGUGGGCGGAGCUUGAGGCGGCGAGGAAGGCCAGGGAAGGGGCGGAGCUUCGGAGGAAGGAGGCGGAGUCACGGUGUAAAGACAUGGAGGAGGAGAUACGCAGCAUGAGAAAGGCCGUGGCAGCUGCCAAUCACGCCCGACAACGGGCAGAGCAGGAGCGGGAUGAAAUGUCAGGUCACGUGACCCCCCCAGCAACAACCACGGGGGAUCGGGAUCCUAUAGGGCUGCAGGAUGCGCUGGUGGAACUACGGGGUCACAACAGGGAACUGAUGGAGCUGCUGCAGCAACGGCAUGAGGAGGUGGGGGCCUAUAGGGCACCUAUAGGGGAAAUGGGGGCAUAUAGGGCAUCUAUAGGGGAAAUGGGGGCUUAUAGG